Molecule: messenger RNA, 969 nt
Organism: Dama dama (fallow deer)
Lineage: Eukaryota; Metazoa; Chordata; Mammalia; Artiodactyla; Cervidae
Gene: PDE6H
Product: phosphodiesterase 6H
Exons: 5
Coding region: 323-574 (83 amino acids)
Biological process (GO): visual perception; positive regulation of epidermal growth factor receptor signaling pathway; positive regulation of G protein-coupled receptor signaling pathway
Cellular component (GO): photoreceptor outer segment membrane
Molecular function (GO): cGMP binding; 3',5'-cyclic-nucleotide phosphodiesterase activity
Source: RefSeq, a predicted model, not a curated record
CUGUUCCUUUGCGCUGCGUAUCUCCUGAUCAGCCAACUCUGAGCAGCACUCUUGACAAUUCAUGGUGCAUGCUAGAACAUGACCAUCCAGGUGAGCAUGCAGCUGUGACCAUCCAGGUUUUAUUUAUUUAUUUAUUUUGGCCACACUGCACAGCAUGCAGGAUCCCAGUUCUCCGACCAGGGAUAUAACCUGUGCCCCCUGCAAUGAAAGUGAGGAAUCCCAACCACUGGACCACCAGCUAAGCUCCUAGAAUCUCUUCUUGAUGAUACAUUGGUGGACUUUCACCUGAAAGAAAACCAUCAGCCACCCAAACAUUAGCAGAAUGAGCGACAAUGCUGCGUUGGCUCCUCCGGCUUCAAACCAGGGUCCCACCACCCCACGCAAAGGGCCCCCUAAGUUCAAGCAGAGGCAGUCUCGUCAGUUCAAGAGCAAGCCUCCUAAGAAAGGUGUGAAAGGGUUUGGAGAUGACAUUCCAGGCAUGGAGGGACUAGGAACAGAUAUCACUGUGAUCUGUCCUUGGGAGGCAUUCAGCCACUUGGAGUUGCACGAGCUCGCUCAGUUUGGGAUCAUCUGAACCACUGGAGGUUCUGCCACUCUCAUUAGCAUCUGCUGUAACUUUGAUUACUUCUGCCCUAUUGAUCUGCCAGAAUUUUGACAUGCAGAUGGGGGAAAUGGUUUCACACACCCUCACUUCCCUUAAGUGACUACUAAGAGUUGUCUGAGUGCCAGACUCUUUCAUGCAGCAUAGUUUAGCUCAGAAUAGUGGGUGAAAUCAACUUUUAAUGAGGCUUUUCCAACAUCACCCCUUUUUCCUAUCAGCUGGUUACAAGUCAUCCAUAUUUCUCUAAAGUCCUUCAAAUCUGUUUUUGCUAGGCACUCAGUACUCUUGGUAGAAGGUUUUUAAGAUAUCAUUUAUGUCCCUCCUCUCCCCUUUUCUUUAAUAAAGGAGAUAUUUACCUCGAAUCUCAA